Messenger RNA from Colletotrichum navitas, 1605 nucleotides. Its product is annotated as transferase. Gene Ontology annotation, molecular function: acyltransferase activity, transferring groups other than amino-acyl groups. The transcript is spliced from 2 exons. Lineage: Eukaryota; Fungi; Ascomycota; Sordariomycetes; Glomerellales; Glomerellaceae. Gene Ontology annotation, biological process: secondary metabolite biosynthetic process. The record is from RefSeq and is a predicted model, not a curated record. The coding region runs from base 1 to 1605 and encodes 534 amino acids.
AUGGCGCCAACAUUGGCUGCGGACGCAGCCGUCCAUCAUAUCGAAGCUGGUGGGAGAGUAUUUCCAGAGAGACGAUCAAACUCACCCACAACCUCCAAAUUAUCCGUAAUCGAUGCAACCGUUGCGCGUUUCUCUCCGACGGCAGCAAUAUGGCUCUAUGAUAAACCAAAGAUUACAAGAACAUCGCCAAACGAUCUAUUCAAUACAAUAAGUCAUGCACUCAGUCAAACAUUGGUGGAUUACCCUCACUUCGCUGGCCAGAUUCAGUGGGCCACUGAGGAUCUCGUCAAAGAUGACAUUGUUCCGCGACAUCUCGGUCGGCCCGUGGUGGUCCACGGCACCUCUGAUGAUCCUGGGGUCGAGUUGGUCGUUGUCAAAUACGACAUGAAUCUCGACUGCGUCGUCCCUAGCCGGAAUGAAAGAGCAGCUCGGUUGAAGGAAUGGGACGCCUCAGGUUUUCCACAAAGAGACUUCCUACCACCAACGAAGAUCGCGCUGAUGUCUUUGGACGCUAUCGAUGGUUUGCCUGCGAUGGCCGUGCAGUUGACUACAUUCAAAUGCGGCGGUUUCGGGAUCAGCGCAAAGAUUGCGCACCCCCUCGCGGACGCCAUCACUCUGAUGAACUUCAUGCACUUAUGGGCGGCGCGAUCGAGGAUGAUUCUCGGCGAAGAAACUGAGCCGAGUGAUCUCAAACUUCUUAAGCCGGUUUUCAAUCCAUCCCAGCUGGAUCAGGUCGCUGAGCUACGUCACGGAAGUCCGCCUGACCCGGAAAAGAUUGCAAAGGCCCGGUCGCUACCUAUGCACCGCUUCGACUGGUGGGCGGAAGAAGCACCGGGGUUUCCGGUAGCUGUGAAGCCCAACUCACAGGCGACUAUGCCUCCACCAGAUGAACUGAGCAGGAUAGAGUUGAGCCCGUCAACGUUCCCGCCCUGGGAGACGUGGGACAUGGGUGCAACAGUGGAUCACGCCCAGAUUCGUUUCACCGCCGACGAGCUGGCACGGAUGAAGGAUGCUGCUCAGGCGAGUCUUCCUGACAAUCUCAAGUCUCUCCGCAUUUCCAGACUUGAUGCUGCGCUGGGGCAUAUUUGGACCUUGAUCAACCGCGCUCGUGGCCACCAGGGACGCAAAGAGAGUGUUUAUAUGGACAUCACCCUCGGGCUCCGAAGCCGCGUCAGCCCGCCACUUCCCGGCAACUUUGUAGGCUCUCCGCUCUUACUAGGGUACAUUGAGAAAAACGGCGACGACGCGGCCUCGCAAGAACUGGGCUCCGCUGCCGGCGCUAUUAGGCACAUGAUGUCGCGAUUCACCCCCGAUGCUGUGGCUGCUUACAUCCAUGAUGCUGCCCACGAGCAAGCCUUCCUCGGAUCCCACCACACUCUGGUUACUUCUUGGGUCAAGGCCAGAACAUACGAAGUCGACUUUUUGAGAACAGGAGAUCUAGCAAGAUAUGCCCAAGGCGUGAUGCCCAAGAUUGAUGGCUUGGUUCAAGUCAUGGAUGUCGCGGACACGGGGGACUUCGAUGUCAGUCUGUGUAUGGAGCACGAUGCCAUGGAACGACUUCUAAAAGAUUCCGUACUCCGCCGAUAUGACGGCUCGGAUGUUUAA